Messenger RNA from Bolinopsis microptera, 1136 nucleotides. Its product is annotated as protein cornichon-like. The record is from RefSeq and is a predicted model, not a curated record. Gene Ontology annotation, cellular component: endoplasmic reticulum membrane; COPII-coated ER to Golgi transport vesicle. Gene Ontology annotation, biological process: endoplasmic reticulum to Golgi vesicle-mediated transport. The transcript has 5 exons. The coding region runs from base 2 to 427 and encodes 141 amino acids. Lineage: Eukaryota; Metazoa; Ctenophora; Tentaculata; Lobata; Bolinopsidae.
CAUGUCAGUGGAAAUAGUCCUGUCCAUUCUCUCCCUUCCUAUCGCAGUUAUACUUAUGUUUCUUGUCAUAUGGAACAUAAUCUCGUUUGACGAGUUGAAGACGGAUUACAAGAACCCAAUAGACCUAUGCAACUCACUUAACCCGCUGGUAUUACCGGAGUAUGUUCUACAAGGAUUUAUAGCCCUCAGCUACCUCUAUUACAUGCAGUAUCUGGGUAUUAUUAUCAUGCUCCCUCUCACCGCUUAUCAUGCUUACAGGUAUGUGAGGCGACCCCGGAUGAGCGUGCUAGGAAUAUACGAUCCAACUGCUGUCAUGAACGGGGAUGAGAUGGACAGGAACAAGAAAGAGGGAUUCAUUAAACUAGCCCUCUAUCUUAUAAACUUCUUCGCUGGCCUCCUGUGGAUGAUACUCGCUGUGAGCAGCUAGGACAUAUUACCAACAAGGAGUGUGACUCAGCUCAGAGGUCACAUGGUCACAUGGCGGACACGUGUGACGUAUAUAAAGUGAUAUUUUACCUUGGAGUUUUAGGACAGGAUCUGCUGUUAGAACCUGCAGCUGAAACGCAGUUUGUGUGCUUUCUGCCAUCAUCUUCGGUUUCAAUUUGUUAUCAUUAUCAGUGUUUGCAGUUUGAGAUUCUAUGGGAUGCUUUAAUGUGGUUGGUGGUGCUUGGUAUGCUUUGCGAAAUGGAGCAUUCGAACGUUUAUUUUUUUCCUUGGCUUCACUUUUUAUAAAUUUGUAUUAGUAUGGAAUGAAAUAGUAUUUGAAUUUUUAUACGGCUGAAUCCUUAUUAAUCUUUAAUGUAUAAUGCAUAAUUUUAGGUGAUAUGACUGAAUUAACGGUGUGGUAAUACACAAUCAGUCUCGCUUUCUUUAGCUUAAUGUCAGUGUCCAAUGUAACUCUUUGCUGUUAUUACUGUAAAUUGAAUAUACUCUCCUAUCGAUGAGCAUAACAUAUGACAGUGUGACGAAACCGAUAACAGUUUGACGAACACAGUAUUUGUUGUCGAAAUAUUCUAAUCCUCCGAUCCUUGAGAUUGUCAUUACUUGUAUUCUGUACUUCCAUUUAUAUUGGAUUCACUGUGAUAUUAUUAUAAAAAUAUUGAUGUAGUUAACGUUUGAGUAUAAAUUUAGAUUCA